This is a messenger RNA of Phialemonium atrogriseum, 1204 nucleotides long. RefSeq lists its product as uncharacterized. The record is from RefSeq and is a predicted model, not a curated record. NCBI's taxonomy places the organism in Eukaryota, Fungi, Ascomycota, Sordariomycetes, Cephalothecales, Cephalothecaceae. The transcript has 2 exons. Bases 1 to 1005 code for a protein of 334 amino acids.
AUGCCCGUCACGGUACGAGUAGCGCGGCACGACGCCGGGCCCUGGCCGGCGGGUUGGCAGCCGCCGACGGCCACAGCAUCGUCGUCGUCGUCGUCGCCGCCGCCGACAUCGCAAUCGGUGCUGACUACGCUCAACCACAAGAAACAGGACGAGAUCGGCGCCGUCCUCCAGACGGCCCUGGGCCCGCAGACAUCGCUCCCCGACGCCCGGCUCCAGGACAUGCGCCUCCGCGUGCAGGACCACGGGCUCGUGCGCGCCGCCCUCGAGGCCUACAACUACCACCACCACCUAGUGCUGCGGCCGGAGGACGUGUGGUUCGCAGUUCUGACGCAGUUCAGCUUCUUCGUCAACGCGCACGCCGAGGAGCUGCGCAGCGUCGACCCGGAUCAGCCGGAUAUGGGCCUGAUGUGCCGCAACAUGACGAAACUGAUCGACGCCAACGUCGUGGACCCCGAGCUGCGCGCGUGGAUUAUGCCGGCCUUCUCGACCACGACCAUGCACGACGAGGUUGUCGCGUCUGUCAUCAUGAUGGGCACCUUGCAGAAGUACUUCGACUACGCCUUCGACUGCUCUUGCUGCGGCAUUCCGACCGUCACACUGCUCGGCGAGCGCAGCGACUGGGAGGACAUCCAGCGGCGCAUCGAGAAGUUGUCCGACAGCGAGUCUCGUUUAAAGCCCACCAUAGAGCAGAGCAAAAACCUUGAAAAGGCAUCAGCACCCUCCAACAAAUCCACCUCCGACGGAAAAGGCACCUCAAACAACCAGAUUCUAGACACCUUACGACCCGUGACAGGCUGGUGGAUAUACAAGGUCAAAGACAGCAAAAACUCAGGCACAAGUCGCGAUGAAUUCUACACGACGAAGAUGGCAGGCGAUUGGAAUGGCCAAACUAGCACAGGUUACGUCAAUCACAAGCCCAGCACGGUGGAGCUGUCCGUUGAAGACGCAGAUGGCCAAGUCGGAAUUGAUGGAGAAGAAGGCAGAGCUCACUCUUCCCGCUGUUGAACGAAGUCAGGGGCGUAAUUAUCGCAAGUCCGGUCACUAAUUAUUAUGAAACCUCGGACAAGCUCUGGCGGGGCUGCUAGGCAGCACCAGUCUUGUGAUUGGCAAACACUUUCGAUGUAAGCAAAUCAGACUUUGUAGCUAGCUUGAAAAGGCUUGAUUGAUAACUCAACUUUGACGCGCCAAUCGGAACCGGCUUGUG